AUGGCUCUCAAGAGUCGCAUUUCGUCGCCUCUGGAGGCCGGCACCUCUAUCCUCGACGUACAGAACCUGCCGCCCCAUCUCCACGAAGCCUUGGAGUAUGCCUCCAAGCGCCUCGCCAGGAAGUCCAUCCACGUCACCCUUGUCGUCGCCCGGCGCGAGUACCAACUUCCCACCCUGCUCCCUUCGUCCUCGCCGUCUUCAGUCCUCUCCUCGCCAACAAUGUCGCCACCCGGCUCGGCCUCGAGUAACUCAUCCUUCUCCGCCUCCCGCUUCAACUUCAAGAAGCUCGUCAGGUCAAACACGGGCUCCAGCGUCUCCUCAAAGUGCUCCGUCUCCUCCGCCGGCAGCGUCGCCUCCAGCUCCGGCCCCGAGACCUUGGUCUUCACGCCCUCCUUCCUCAUGGACACCAACGGCCCGAGGCUGCGCUGGCCCCUGUCGCCGGGCAUCCCCCUCUCGCCGCCGCCAAUGACGCCCAGCACCGCUUGCUCCACCAUCACCGACGCCUCGGGCCCCAUGUUGCCCAACCCCUUUGGCAUCCGCCUCAUCCACGCCGACCUGCUCACCGACAAACAGGAGAGGACGCUGCGGCAGACCAUUGAGCGCGCCGAGAAGAAGUUCCGCAUCGGAACCGAAUGGCUCCCGCCCGUCGUGGACGGUUCCGCAUGCGGCCUGACGAGCAACCUCAUCCGCCGCUCCAUCGUGCAAAAUGAGGUUCUCUUCGCCUCCGAGGGCCUUACUCUCGUCUCCCUGGACCGCCUGUACACCUUCAAGGCCGCCCUCUCCAGUUACUCCCGCACCGACGCGCCCCUGAGGCUCGAGGACGCCGUCGACGAGCUCCGCAGACUCGUUCUCUCGCGCGCCGGCCGCAAGGUCCUCAAGUCCGACCUGCUCCGCUCCUACGACUGGCUCAGCAUCACCGACGUCGCCCUGAACGACGUCGACAAGAUGUACCGCAGGGCCUACGGCGGGCCCGACCGCAUCGGUGCCAUCGAGGGCGUCGGCUCCGCGGCGCAGGUGGAGCGGACCGUCAGGGAGCUCGAGAGGGAGCUUGAUGACACCAUGGCCGCCGCCAUGGAUACCAUCCGCAUCGCCAAGCCGCCCUCGCCAAAGGGCCCCGUGCUGAAGCUGCAGACCAACUUUGAUACGAAGCCGCAGUCACCGCCACGGGAGGUCAAGGGAGAGGAAGAGGUUUCCGAGGAGGAGGACCUCACCGCCCGGCCGGAGCGUCAGCCGCCCGUGUCCGUCUGGAGCCCCGUCUCCAUCGCCGAGGUUCUGCACGACGACAGGCAGCAGGCGGGCCCGAUGACGCCCAACGGGUACGACGACAUCUCGCCCAUCACCAGGGGUGAGUGGGGGUUCCUCAUGGGACCUAGCGGGGUUGGAAGCGGCCGCACCGCGCCAGUCAUGACUUGCUAA
Molecule: messenger RNA, 1416 nt
Organism: Colletotrichum spaethianum
Lineage: Eukaryota; Fungi; Ascomycota; Sordariomycetes; Glomerellales; Glomerellaceae
Exons: 2
Coding region: 1-1416 (471 amino acids)
Source: RefSeq, a predicted model, not a curated record